Molecule: messenger RNA, 2595 nt
Organism: Athalia rosae (coleseed sawfly)
Lineage: Eukaryota; Metazoa; Arthropoda; Insecta; Hymenoptera; Athaliidae
Product: bone morphogenetic protein 2-like
Exons: 5
Coding region: 394-1899 (501 amino acids)
Biological process (GO): SMAD protein signal transduction
Cellular component (GO): extracellular region
Molecular function (GO): growth factor activity; cytokine activity
Source: RefSeq, a predicted model, not a curated record
GCCCUCCCAUAUGCCAUUUAGCAUCUGCUCAUAAGCUAGGUGGACCAUCCCGUACCAUGUCGGUGGGAUAAGAAGUGACUCCCGGUAACUUGUUUCGAGUAUUUUCACUUGCGAUCCACGCUGAAUAAUACGCAUCACUGCUACUCGCGCCUGCAUAUGUACCGCAUAACGCGCAGUAUCGCGUAACGAACCGCGCUCACGAAAAUUCUAUCCACACACCGUCAGAAAGUGUUAAAAAAAAAAAAAAAACAGUAUUCGCAAAGUGCAUCGGGAAUUGUCCAUUUUUCCCAAGAGACAAAACGUGGAAAUUGCUUUGAAAUAACAAAAAAAAAAAAAAAGAGGACAAAUCAACACGUAGAGAUAAGUGUGCGGAGGCCACGCGAUAUACCGAAGAUGUUGAGGAGAAGAGUAUUUUUUAUGUUGUUACUUUUUGCCGUGGUCCUGGCGCAUCCUGUGACGGAAAGUCCUGCGGAGGGUAGCGGUUCCUCGGUUAUUGAAUUUUCCGAAGAUUUUACGGAGGACGAAAUCCAGGACGAUGCAGGACAGCGAGAAGCGGCUCUGACAAAAUUGCAGCAGAUUUUCGGGAUUCCGGAACCCAGUGAGAGGUCAAACCGUCACAAAAUUCCCCCACAAUUCAUGAUGGAACUUUACAACACGAUCGCGGAUCCGAGCGGAGUAACGCGCGGAAAAAAUCCCUACAAUGCCAAGGUCGUUCGAAGUUUCAUUGAAAGAGACAGUUCCAUGGCUCAUUAUUACCUCUUCAACAUUUCUGGCCUCGAAAUGAACGAGUCAGUCCUGGAAGCCGAGCUCCAUUUAUACCGGAAACGAACUCCUCUCAAGGCGAUGCAUCCGGCUGUGCUUUCCUCGCCGUAUUACCUGAUUCGCGUGUAUCAGGUUCUAGAUCAGCAUCAACUGGACACUCCGGAUUUGCACAGACUCCUCAACGUCCACUACGUCGGAGCCCACGCGUCGGGUUGGCAGGUUUUCAACGUGAAGCAGGCUGUUCUUUCAUGGGUUUCCGGCACCCCGAAUCUCGGGCUAUUGGUAACAGCGUCAAACAUUUUCGACGACGAGGCAGUUGUUCACUUCUCGCGUCGCAAUGAUUAUCACCACAGCAAGCAGCCGAUCCUCGUGCUAUUCGACGACGACGGUAAAGAUCGUCCGUUGGGCGAGAACAUCGUUCCCCACUAUUACAAAUACGCGAAUGACCUCGACGAAGAGGAAGAGGAGGAUGAAGAUGGAGGAAACGAAGACGAAGAUGAAUUUGAAAAAGCCGAUUACGGUAUUCGAAAACAACUCGCUAGGGUAAAUAAGGACAUCGGGUCACGCGGUCGUCGCGAUGCUUCUUCGUCGAAGAAAGCAACGCGAAGAAUCGUCUCGACCACCCCUAACGUAUCGGGUGCUCUCAGUUCGAUGGAUAUUUACACGCGGGCUGUGAUGCGCAAACGAUUAGCCAGGCGGAAAAAUACUUCCGCCAAUAGGAACGAACAAUUUUUGGCGAACGAUUCUACACUCGGACGUCGUACCUCGCGUUCAGCGCCCACAGAAUUUUCAUCAAACUCCACUUCCGAGGUAAACGUAACGGAAUGUGCGCGCCACGAGCUCUACGUUGAUUUCGAAGAGAUUGGCUGGUCAGAUUUCGUAAUCGCACCGAAAGGUUACUCAGCUUAUCAUUGUAAAGGUCACUGCAAUUUUCCCCUCAGCCAGGGACAGCAUCCGACGAAUCACGCGACGGUGCAAAGUAUCGUGCACAUGUUGAGACAGGGUAAAGAAGUAAACGAGCCGUGCUGCGUACCUACAAAAUUACUGAGCAGUAGUAUUUUAUAUUUUGACGACGGCGAUAACGUCGUCCUCAAACUCUACGAAGACAUGGUGGCCGACCGCUGUGGCUGUCACUGAGUUUUAGAUAACUAUUUCGUAAUGUAUAUUUAUUCAAAUGUGAUCAGUUUUUGUUCAUUUUCUCUUCACUUUCUCUCUCGUUCGAAACGGAUCAAAAAAAAAAAAAAUCGAGGGCUCAAAAUACGGGUACACGCGUUUGGAAAUUUGACAAAAUAUCAUGCACGGUAGUUUUUUCCUUUUUUUUUUUUUUUUUUUCCUCUAUGUGGAAAACUAUAGCGGUCGACGGAUCGAAAUAAAUUCAGUAAGAAUGUGUUGUUAUUUAGAUGGUAUAGUAUUUUAUAUAUAGUUUAGCCACUUCCAGACGAUCGUGCAGCUGAUUGACGAGAACAAAAAAAAAAAAAAAAGUAAUUAAUUUAUGUUCGAAAAUUUUAAACGCUUGUAUUUUGUACAGUUUGGCUAUAUAUUGUAUAUAUGAUAAGAACAUUCCUAAGGACUGUAGUAUACCUAAGCCUAUGAUAUAUAAAUCCAUGUGAUAAUAACGUGGUGAUAAUUAAUAUAAUAAUAGCAAUUAUUGUACGGUGAAUAUUAAAUUAUUAAUUAUAGUCAAAGCGUCUGAUAUAAUAACGAUGUAAAUAAUAUUUUAGUACGAUUCCGUACUGUAAUCGUAGUCGUAUGGUGAUACCUAAUUUGUAUAAGAAGCUAACAAUAUAAGAUUGGUAUAUUAAGAUAUAAUAAAAAAGAAAAUUCGAGCAGAAA